GCUGGAGUGAGAAUAUAGCUUAAAUACGCCAUUAAUGAUUUCGUGAAAGAAAUUAAUUAUUCUCGAGUGGCGGGCCUUAUUAAAUUUCCGUGGCUCCCUGAAAAUGAAAUAGUGAAAUUGGCUAAAAGCUUACAAGCGAUCAAGAAGAUCUGGCCCUUGAUUCUCGGAGAAGAAAUCAAAACCAGGGGCCGGUAAUAGUUAAGAUCACUGACCCGGAUGCUCCAAGACGGAAAAUGAGAAAGGAUAGGGGCUCUUUUGAAAAUUAACUUAAUUUCUAAAAUAGGAUAUUCUGUGAUUUUCUCCGAUCUAACCCUUCCAUUUCCAUAAGGGAGAGAAGAUACAAACGCAGAGGAAGAUACUCACAUAUAUCCAAAAUUUGAUUUGAAAAAAUAUUGUAAGCGAAAAAAACGGUGUCGUUAAGUGAAAUUCCGCCUCUCAUCCACCGGCGUAAGUUAGGUUUCCGCCAUCGUUGACUCCUUAUUCAGGUGUAAAGAGACCGCCUAUAGACUAUUGGGAGAAUGGAAUCGGAGGCUUCUCAAUUAUCAAGUGGUACAAGCUUAAAAGCUCCAGAUGUCCAUGCUGCUCCCGGGAUAGAAUCUGUUCCUGAUAAUUCAGCUUCUAGAGCCUCUGCAUCUGGAAUUUCCAGUUGGGCAAAAAAUUUGAAAAUUCCUCAGUCAUUGGUGGGAUCUCAAAGUGAAUCAUCACCCACUGAGAAUUCUGGAAAGUCACCCUUUGCCCGUUUCACUAGUGGAUUUGGAUUGCGUUUAUCUCCAAAGUCUUCUCAGCAAGAAGAAAACUCUGAUGGAACGCCAACAACAUCGCAGUCUGGUUUUAUUGGGACAAUCACUAAAGGAAUCGUGGAUUCAUCAAAGAGUGCAGUGAAAGCUGUGCAAGUCAAGGCUCGGCAUGUUGUCUCUCAGAAUAAAAGAAGAUACCAGGAAGGUGGGUUUGACUUGGAUAUGACUUACAUAACUGAGAAUAUAAUUGCAAUGGGUUUUCCCGCUGGUGACAUUAGUUCUGGCUUUUUUGGCUAUGUUGAGGGGUUUUACCGAAAUCACAUGGAAGAAGUGAUCAAAUUCUUCGAAACAUAUCACAAGGACAAGUACAAGGUGUACAAUCUUUGUUCUGAGAGGUUGUAUGAUGCAUCAUUGUUUGAGGGAAAGGUGGCUAGUUUCCCUUUUGAUGACCAUAAUUGCCCCCCUAUUCAACUCAUCACAUUGUUUUGUCAAAGUGCAUACUCAUGGUUGAAGGAGGACAUUGAAAAUGUUGUGGUUGUGCACUGCAAGGCUGGAAUGGCAAGGACAGGAUUGAUGAUUUCUAGCCUUCUUUUGUACUUAAAAUUCUUUCCCACAGCUGAGGAGUGUAUUGAUUACUACAACCAGAAGAGAUGUAUUGAUGGAAAGGGCCUUGUUUUACCUAGUCAAAUUAGAUAUGUCAAGUACUUUGAACGUGUUUUGACUUACUUCAAUGGAGAAAACCAGCCAGGGCGCAGGUGCAUACUCAGAGGAUUUCGGCUUCAUCGAUGUCCUUAUUGGAUCAGACCUUCAAUCACAGUCUCUGAUCAUAAUGGGGUUCUGUUCUCGACAAAGAAACAUCCAAGAACCAAGGACCUUUCGCCUGAAGUUUUUUGGUUUAGUGCCCCUAAGAAAGGGAUAAUGGUUUUUGCUCUUCCUGGGGAGCCUGGCCUUGCAGAAUUGGCUGGGGACUUUAAAAUACAUUUCCAUGACCGCCAAGGAGACUUUUACUGUUGGCUCAAUACGACGAUGAUGGAAAACAGAAAAGUACUUAACACAAGCGACCUUGAUGGUUUUGACAAAGUAAUGACUAAGGUUUUGUUGUCUUUUCACUUUUGGCUUAUUAGAUUCAUCCAAUUUCAAUAUUUGUUUUUGCGAUUUGUGCAGAGAAAAUUGCCAUCACCGGGAUUCCAAGUUGAAGUUGUGCUUGUGGACUAUGAUUCUUCUGUUGUCCCAAGGCCUCCAGCAGAAAAUGCUACUGAAAAAGUUGCUGAAAAUUCUGGCACCCAAGCUGUUUCACAACCGAAUUCUAGGAAUGAUGAGGCAAAGAAUGUCAGCAAAUUGGAUAAAACCCCGGAGAGCAGGGAUAAAGAUGAUGAUGUGUUCUCAGAUGGCGAAGUGGAUGAAACAGGAUCGAAAAGCAAGCAAGUUAAUGCAUCAUCUGAAAUGAGGAGAAAUGCUGAUAUAAAGAUUGUUGGGUCAAACAAUGAUUCGAGCGUGGAUGAAAGUAAACAAAUAACGCAUGAAACUGAGCAUUUGUCGUUGGGGGGCGCCAGUUCUGCCCAGAAUGAGCCUCGAAAGGAUUCCAUUACAGCUGCUUCGCCAGAGGCUGGGGUUUCUAACUCAACAGCAGAUAUUAGUGAAUUCAAAGCUAUGGCUGCAGAUGCUUCUGUUUUUACCUUUGGGGAUGAAGAUGACUAUGAAAGCGAUUGAUUCAGGAUUAAUCUUCUGUCACAUUGUAGUCCGAAUGUACAUAACCACUGUUGGAUUUGGUCCUUUUACUUCCCAACUUCAUGGCUACUAGCACUAGUCUAGCAGGCAAUUGUUGAUUCAUUUUCGCGCGGUUUCAUUUGUUUUGUUGUUAGUAAUUUCACGAAUGGUUAAUCGCAGUCUUUUAGCCGUGUCGCGGCUACCUGAUGUAAGGUAUGGCAUGAUUUGAUUUGUGUAAUUUUCCAAUAAAGAAAUAAAACAUAAAAAAUUGCACAUAGUUUGAAGUUACUAUCUUCCGAGUGCUGCUGUCUCAGUAGUCGCCUAUUCAAAUUCAAGUUGAUAAGGUUCACCAAAUUCCGGGCUAACCUUUUUUGUCAAGUGGUGGUGAAGUUUCUCAACGGGCAUUGAUGUGAAAUUUGCAGUAAAGACUGAGCACGUAUUAGUCGUUUUUUAUUGGCAGAAGACGAGAAAAUCUGAAUAGAUGUUUUAGUGACUGGAUUAAUGAAUUAAUCAGCUUGAUUAAAUGUAUUUAGUCUGUGUUCUAUAUAGAUAUAUAUGAUCAUAUAUGUCACUAUCGUAAUUUUGUCAGUUAUAAUGGUUUUGUUUUCACUGUAAACCUUUUAUCUAAUGUAAACAAAUGAUGUACUCAACAAGUUUUCCAUCUCCC
Messenger RNA from Oldenlandia corymbosa var. corymbosa, 3111 nucleotides. The record is from the annotation of a GenBank genome assembly. Lineage: Eukaryota; Viridiplantae; Streptophyta; Magnoliopsida; Gentianales; Rubiaceae.